AUGAUUUGCACGGAAGAACUAUUUGUCUCCAGAAAUAAUUCCCUACACAAGGAUUGCCCUCCAGAUUGUUCUGGAAGAAAGAGAGUCAGGAGAAUCCCACUCAGAAAAAGCUACUGCUGGCUGAGAGGCUGUUGCCCAGGCAGAGAUGACAAUUGCGACUUUCAAUAUGAUGCCAGAAAUGCCACAUGCUACUGUGAUGAGUUUUGUACUUCUGAACCUCCUGAUUCUAUCGAUUGCUGCCCGGACUUCUGGCUGGUCUGCCACAAGCAUACUCCUGAGCAUGUAAGAUCUCAGGUACAGCAAUGGGAUUGCUUCAAAGAUGGACAGCAUUAUGAAGAAGGAGCAACAUUUAAAGAUAACUGCAACAGUUGUAAGUGUGUAAACAGUCAUUGGAGAUGCGCAGACGAAACCUGCCUCAUUCAGCCCAAAUUAAUUGAGCAAAUCAACAGUGGGACCUAUGGAUGGAAAGCUGAUAAUUACAGCCAGUUCUGGGGAAUGAGCUUGAAAGAAGGUUUCAAUUAUCGUCUUGGCACAUUUCACCCAUCGGCUGCCCUGUUGGACAUGCGACCUGUCACAGAAAACACAGCAGCUGUUGCGGACUUCCCCGAAUUCUUUAUGGCUUCCUACGAAUGGCCAGGCUGGAUUCAUGAUCCUUUGGACCAAAGAAACUGUGCAGCAUCCUGGGCAUUUUCAACUGCAAGUGUAGCUGCAGAUAGAACAGCAAUUCAUUCCCAAGGCCAUUUCACAGACAAUCUUUCGCCUCAGAACCUGAUAUCUUGUGCCAUUAAGAAUCAGCAAGGAUGCCAAGGAGGAAGCAUAAGCAAUGCUUGGUCUUACAUCACAGAGUAUGGGCUGGUAUCCCAUGCCUGCUAUCCUUUAUUCUGGAACCAGCUUCACCCGAUGACUUGUGCCAUUGCAAGUGUGUUUGAUGCUGAGGGGAAAAGACGGCCCACAAAGCCGUGUCCAAAUCAGUUUGAAACAUCAAACCGCAUUUAUCAGUGUGGCUCUCCCUACCGAAUCUCUUCAAAGGAGGCCGAUAUAAUGAGAGAAAUCAAAGAAAAUGGUCCAGUGCAAGCCAUCAUGAAAGUAUAUGAUGAUUUCUUCCUUUACAAGAGUGGGAUUUAUAGGCAUACCAUUAGAGAACCACAGUAUGAGCACCAGGAGAGACUCCAUUCUGUCAAGUUAGUUGGGUGGGGUAUGCUAGAAGAUGCAGAAGGACAAUGGCAAAAAUAUUGGAUUGCUGCAAAUUCCUGGGGAAUCUCCUGGGGAGAAAACGGCUAUUUCAGAAUUUUACGAGGACAAAAUGAAUGUGAUGUUGAAAAACUGAUCAUAGCUACCAAAUGUCACCUUUAA
Molecule: messenger RNA, 1353 nt
Organism: Protobothrops mucrosquamatus (brown spotted pit viper)
Lineage: Eukaryota; Metazoa; Chordata; Lepidosauria; Squamata; Viperidae
Product: tubulointerstitial nephritis antigen-like
Exons: 11
Coding region: 1-1353 (450 amino acids)
Biological process (GO): proteolysis
Cellular component (GO): lysosome
Molecular function (GO): cysteine-type peptidase activity
Source: RefSeq, a predicted model, not a curated record